This is a messenger RNA of Penicillium malachiteum, 762 nucleotides long. RefSeq lists its product as uncharacterized. The transcript has a single exon. The record is from RefSeq and is a predicted model, not a curated record. NCBI's taxonomy places the organism in Eukaryota, Fungi, Ascomycota, Eurotiomycetes, Eurotiales, Aspergillaceae. The coding region runs from base 1 to 762 and encodes 253 amino acids.
AUGUCUGUUCAGAUAGACAAUCACCAGUCGGUCAUUAAUUUUUGCCGCUCUUGUUCCGAUGAUCAACUUAUUGGAGGCUCGAAAUAUGGCAACCGAGUCGUUAAGCUACCAAAUUAUGACUUAGUAGUCAAGUUCGGCCGGCACGUCUCCUCCUACGAGGCGAAGAAUCAACAAAAAGCGCACAGUAUGAUUGAUUCCAACGUCGUCUUAGUGCCUCGGGCUUAUAAGUUUUUUGUGGACGAUGAGGGCUGGGGCUACAUGGUCUCGGAUUAUGUCCUGGGCAAGACUAUUGACCCUCUUCCGGAAUCUCAUAUUCAAAAACUUGCCAAAGUUCUUGAAUAUUUUUGCUCUAUCACUUCGGAGAGAGCUGGUAGCCUAAGUGGUGGCCCGUCGACUGGCUUGAUCUGGCCAGAUACAAAUGAUCUAUUCAUCAGCAGUGUCCAACAAGUGGAAAACUGGUUCAACAGUCGGCUUUUUCCCGGAGACGGUGAGGUUCAUCUUGAUCCUAGCCCAUUGGUGCUGUGCCAUUUAGAUAUAGCCCCGAGAAACCUUAUCUGGUUGGAUGAUGGCCGUGUCUGUUUGCUGGACUGGGCAUCAGCAGGUUUUUAUCCAAGACCAUUGGAAUUUGCCAGCUUAUUCUUUCAAGAAUAUAAUUUUAGCAAGGCACUUCUGAAUGCUACGGGGUUCGGCUCUGGGCGUGAUAAAGAGGAACAACAGAAGAUGUGCCAGGCUUUGUAUAACAAUGAAAGGUACUCCUUGUAA